UCUAGUUCUAUAUAUCACAUCUUUCUAGUUCUAUGUUUCAUAUCUUUCUAGUUCUAUGUUUCAUAUCUUUCUAGUUGUAUGUAUAUUUCGUUUUACCAGUGACACCAAUGUGUUGAUCUAGUAUUUUAUUUUGAAGUGAUGUUUCUUUGUCUUGCUGUGACAAGGUACUCACCACAUCCUGGUUCUGUCAUCACAACACGCCACAUUCACAGAGUUGAACCUAUUUCCUGUACAUCUCUCUGACACACACACACCUUUUCUCUACAUACUCUCUCACACACACAUUCUCUCUCUACACACACUUUCUCCAUCUCACUCUCUCUACGUACACACUUCCUGUCUGCUAAAUAACAGUGUCAAGAAUAUCAUCUAUCAUGGUGGGCUACUGUCCCAUCUGUGGGAAACCCGUCUACUUUGGUGAGAAGAAGAGGUCAUUGGGGCGGGACUACCACCCUCUGUGUCUGAAGUGUCAACAGUGUCAGAGACAGUUGACCCCAGGACAACAUGCUGAGCAUGAUGAGAAACCCUACUGCUCGAACUGUUACAUGAAGACGUUUGGUCCCAGAGCAGGUAACAGGAGACUGAUGUAAAACUGUCACAGCUCAGCCUCCUCUUCCUAGGAACCAAUCUAACCAACCAAAAUACAACCUAAUGAGAACUAACAGGCUAUCAACAAGGAUCUAUGUUCAACAAAACUGACAUUCAGCCAACAAGCCAACGACCAACCAACUAGACCCAACAUUCAGCCAACCAACCUUUGACCAAUCAAGAAACACUCUGAAAGUCCCCCUCUUUCAGUCAAUCAUAAAACAACUACCUGGACCACAACGUUGUGUUCAAUGGAGACAACGGUUGUUCUUCAAUAAAACAGAAGCUUCUACAGUC
Molecule: messenger RNA, 885 nt
Organism: Salvelinus fontinalis (brook trout)
Lineage: Eukaryota; Metazoa; Chordata; Actinopteri; Salmoniformes; Salmonidae
Product: cysteine-rich protein 2-like
Exons: 4
Coding region: 375-590 (71 amino acids)
Biological process (GO): regulation of gene expression; intrinsic apoptotic signaling pathway in response to DNA damage
Molecular function (GO): zinc ion binding
Source: RefSeq, a predicted model, not a curated record